AUGUCUUCAAUUGCUGCCAUGGCUUCGCGCCGGGCUUUCGCCCGUCAGUCUCUUUUCCGGGCUGCCCCGCGACGAAACUACAGCUCCAAGCUAGAGGAAGCCACCCUCGACAAGGCUCCCAAGCGCGACCCCGAGCUCUACGUUCUGCUUGGUGUCAUGUCCGGAGCUUUCCUGAUUGCUGGAUGGUACUUCGGUAGAAAGCCCACCUCGGUCACCUCUGAGAGCAACGUUCGCAUUGGAGAGAGCGCCAUGCCUUGGGAGCGCGAUGACGACGGCAAGAUCUACAAGUACCAGUACCACCCUCACGGUGACAAGAGCCAGCCCCUCAGAAACGCUCCCAGCGCUCUGAACACCGUCAUUGUCCCCAAUGUCACUCUGCCCGCGGACCUUCACGAGCGCUUCAACAAGUACGGUAAGGAGGAGUGGGACUACUAG
Messenger RNA from Aspergillus udagawae, 435 nucleotides. RefSeq lists its product as uncharacterized. The coding region runs from base 1 to 435 and encodes 144 amino acids. The transcript has 4 exons. Lineage: Eukaryota; Fungi; Ascomycota; Eurotiomycetes; Eurotiales; Aspergillaceae. The record is from RefSeq and is a predicted model, not a curated record.